CGUGAGUGUCAUAUUCAGAUUGACAUAACACAUAGGGCCUGUAUGAUGGAUCUUCUCAGCAGGUCCGGGCGUAAAAUCGGAAUUAGUACGUUGUCUUUGAUUUUGCUACGUGCAUUCGCUUUCAUAUUUGAUUCAGGUAGGUUCUCAAUUCGAGUCGUUCCCAUGCCAUCAUGGUGGCUAAACAUCCACGUCCGCGGAGAGACCGACGAUAUGAGCCCCAGAGCCGUCGCCGCAGACGGAUCCUCAGGAGCUAGCCUCAUAUCAUGUGUCCGCGCUCGUCGCGUCAAUGAAAGUGCCUUUCACUUUGCAUCGACCGGAAGUCCAUGGCUUUGACAUAUGUAUUCUGUCAAUGCCAAGUACUACAUCCCAGUGACCGAGCUUUUCUUCGAUGUUCAAUGCAUUGCCAAGAGGACGUCAGUGCGGAACUCUCAAUUUGCGAUUCAAGGAUGGGACGGGCUUCAGGCUCGAGUUCAUACUGCUGAACCCUGUCGACUGAUAUAUAGGGCAUUAAGGCUGCGAUAAUCAUAGCAAGAAUCACUCUCUUGUUCGGGUGGCAGGUGCAAGGGUGCUCAAGCUGCUACGCAAUGGAAGCGAGCGACCCUGGAUCCCUGACUCGGCACUUCAUUGGGCGGUGGCAAC
Molecule: messenger RNA, 639 nt
Organism: Rhodofomes roseus
Lineage: Eukaryota; Fungi; Basidiomycota; Agaricomycetes; Polyporales; Fomitopsidaceae
Exons: 3
Coding region: 43-333 (96 amino acids)
Source: RefSeq, a predicted model, not a curated record